Molecule: messenger RNA, 6441 nt
Organism: Macrosteles quadrilineatus (aster leafhopper)
Lineage: Eukaryota; Metazoa; Arthropoda; Insecta; Hemiptera; Cicadellidae
Product: signal peptide peptidase-like 3
Exons: 13
Coding region: 216-1388 (390 amino acids)
Biological process (GO): membrane protein proteolysis
Cellular component (GO): cytoplasmic side of endoplasmic reticulum membrane; lumenal side of endoplasmic reticulum membrane; Golgi-associated vesicle membrane
Molecular function (GO): aspartic endopeptidase activity, intramembrane cleaving
Source: RefSeq, a predicted model, not a curated record
UGGCGACAGACGAAUUCUAUUACUAGGAGCUGUCGUACAUUAUUUUCGAAGUAAUAAAUAUUAAUUAUUCGUCAGUGUAAUUGCUAACUAUAGCUAUAAUGACCGAAUCAAGUCGGAGUGUUUCUGAAAGUAUAAUUUUCAGGUGAUAAUAGUUUAUUACAUGGAGAGAGCGCACUUAAGAAGGGUUGCAUAAAACUUGAAAGAGGUGCUUCGCCAUGGCAUCUCCAGUGGAUUAUCAAUGGGCCUAUUCCAUCAUGGAUUCUUCACGGGUGUCCACGUUUCUCAUCUCGAUCCUCCUCAUAGUUUAUGGAAGUUUCAGGUCUUUGAACAUGGAACAAGAAGCUAGAGAAAGAGAAAAGGAGAGAGAAAAGGAAAGAGCCAAAGGUCUUUUAACUGGCUUAACCACCUCUACUAGCUCAGGUUGUGACAACAAUGUUCAAACUUUAGACACAAUGCAAGCUUUGUGCUUACCACUUGGAGCUUCCAUCUCUCUUCUUGUAAUGUUCUUCUUUUUUGAUUCAAUGCAGAUGCUGUUCGCAAUAUGCACAGCAAUAAUUGCCACAGUGGCAUUGGCAUUUCUCCUUCUACCAAUGUGUCAGUACAUCAUACGACCCUGCUCAGAUGGAAAUAAAAUAUCAUUCGGCAUUUGUGGUCGUUUCACCGGUGCUGAGUUAUUCUCAUUCUCCCUUGCUUUGUUCAUCGUUUGCAUCUGGGUGCUGACAGGCCAUUGGCUCCUCAUGGACGCAAUGGGCAUGGGAUUGUGUGUAGCAUUUAUUGCAUUUGUCCGCCUGCCGAGCCUCAAAGUGUCAACAUUGCUACUCACAGGACUACUCAUAUAUGAUGUAUUCUGGGUCUUCUUCUCAUCAUACAUAUUCAACACUAACGUCAUGGUCAAGGUCGCCACGCGGCCAGCUGAAAAUCCAGUCGGACUUGUGGCCCGCAAACUACAUAUUGGUGGAGUUGUGAAGGAGGCUCCCAAACUCUCUUUGCCAGGAAAACUUGUUUUUCCUAGUCUACACAAUAGUGGACACUUCUCAAUGCUUGGACUCGGAGAUAUUGUAAUGCCAGGACUGUUGUUAUGCUUUGUACUUAGAUAUGACGCAUAUAAAAAAUCUCAGUUGUUACACCUGGGAGAAACUGGAGUACCACCACCCAAACACCUAAACAAAUUAAGUUACUUCCACUGCUCGUUGAUUGGCUAUUUCCUGGGAUUGCUGACGGCGACAGUGUCGUCCGAGGUGUUCAAGGCAGCUCAGCCUGCGUUGCUGUACCUUGUACCCUUCACCCUCCUGCCUCUGCUCACCAUGGCUUAUCUCAAGGGUGAUCUGAGACGAAUGUGGAGUGAACCUUUUAUCAUUCAUCCACCCUCCAAACACCUAGAAGUCUGACUAAAGUAUUGGCCAGUUAUUUUAAAGUUGGCAUAAACACAUGUGACACUAGUCGAAGCACAUGUGUGGGCUGCUCAUACUACUGCCACCUAAAUACUCCACUUUGUUUUGUAUACUCUUUUUAUAUUUAUAUAUAAUGAUUAGUAAUAUUGGCUGUGGCUCAUCUACAUGCAUUUAAAUGUUAUAAGUUGCUUGAACUUCCUACGAGUGUAAUGGAGCUUCCUUCACUCUGAGUCUGUCAGUUUCUUUUUUCAUUUGCAAGUUUUAACUUUUUUUACUGAAUGUACUAACAUCUCUUUGUCUCAUUUAAGUUUCUGAGCAUUUCGCAUGUCUGCUGUGCCGGUUGUGUGUCAUUGUAAAAUAUGUGUAAAUUAAGCUUAGUAAUUUUCUACGAAUAUUGUGUCGAUUGAAAUUUCAUUAAGUUGACUCUCAUGCGGCUCACUUAUUUAGUAAAUCACAAAACUUGUGGAACAGAAUUUUGUUUUAUAGCUUUUCUAUUUGUAGUGUUUAGCUAGUAUGAUGAUUAUUUUAAUUUUCCAAACAUAGCUGAUUUAGCAUAUUUUGUUUUAGUACUUACUUUUCUAACUAGGAUUUGUUAACAGUUUUGUAUUAAAUCUUUUCUUUGGUUCCCUCAAUUUGUAAUUUUAUGGCUUUUUGACAAUGUCAUUUUGAAUCCGCUGUUUAAAUACAGUGUAUUUAAAGAGAUGCAGAUAUUUUAAGGGGUUAGGAGAGUUUUUGCAUUGAAAACUUUUAGGACCCAAUCCAAUUAACUGAUCUUCAAAUAAAUUUUGGAUUGAUUUUAGAUAAUCAAUCCAUUUUUUUAAAACUGUGCUGAUAUUAUUUUCUUGUCUGAAAAUGUUCAUAUACUGUUCACUGUCAAUUUAGUUAAACACACAUAUACUAGAUUAAAAAGCUGUGCAAACUGAAUAUUUUGUAUGAGGUUGCAAAAGCUCUCUUUAAAAAGCUCCUACCGUUAAUACAUGUUAUUUUUAAGUCUAUAUCUUGAAUUAAACAAGGUUUUAUAAACACUUCUACCUUAUAGGCACACCAAGCCUUUCAGCAUAGAACAGUUCUUUUUUGAAUGCUACUAUUUCUGUAUCGAAUUGUUGAAAAUCUGACAUAGUCAAAAUAACUUGUUUUGGUUGCUAUCCAAAUUUUAUGGGCCUGAUAAUAUGCCAGUUAUUCCUUUCCUUGUCUUUUCAGUUGCCUAUCAUCAGGUCUCAGAAUGAACCAACUUUCUCUAAAGAGUACAUGAUUUUUAUAAUCACUAAAUAUUAAAUAGUUAACACCUUGAUGGUUAUCCUAUUUCAUAAUUGAAAUAAGAAAUAAACGUGUUGUUAAUAAAACUACUUUUUGUAGGAUUUGGAAAUGAGUUAGUGUUCUUUCACAAGAUAAUUAUUUCACUUUGUACAUAAAAUCACCAAGGCAUACUCUUUCUUUUGAGGCUUUGUCAUAAAGAAACAUUCAUGAAAAGUCCUAAACUGAUAUAGUACAAAGUUGGUUGCAUUUUUCAUAAUUUUUCAACAUAUCAGUUUCAUGUUUUGUGUAUUGCUUGGUGCCUGUUGUGUAUAGUUGUCUCCAAAUUAUAAGUAUUGUUUCUAAUAUUUAAAAAAUCCUUGUUAGAUGAAACAAAACUAGUAGGGAUUAAAAUCACGAUAAGCACAUGGAUAGGAAAAUCUCAGCUCUUUGGAAGGCAGUCAACAUUUUUUCCAACAAAAAAAAUUAUUUGAAAUUAGUUAAAAGAAUCAAAUCUGUCCUUUGGAUAUUAUGAAAACAAAUUUGAUUUGAACAAUGAUGCCUUAUGUAAUAUUGCCAUCUUAGGAUGGGAAAUACUCAUAUUACAGUCCAACCUCGGUAUAACGAAUCUGCAGGGGCCGAACUGAAUAUUCGUUAUAUCAAGGAUUUCGUUAAAACGAGGUUUGUUAUAUUGAGGUUAGGUUUGCAGCAAUUUUGCUUAGUCGUGGUUCAGAACCAGCGUCGGUCAAUAUAGGUUGGGAUUUGACCUCAUUAAAACACAAUUAACAUAGCAUAGGCUACAAUACUUUACAGUACAGUGUUAACAUUGUAAAGUAGAACCACAAUUAUCUGGAGUAAUAAAGGGGUGGGAUCUUUAAUAUUGAACAAUCAUGGCAUUUCUAGUCAUUGACCUUGGUACAGGUUACAAACUGUAAGUUUAACAUCACAGCUUAAUUUAACCCUCCUAAAACCUAGCCAAACACUGCAUGUAUUGUAUAGUCAUAAACCACGUAAUAUCAACAAAAAAAACCGUAUAGAGUUUUGUAAGCUACUGCUCGUGAUAUGCUGGUAGGCUACUUACAGUACAGUACUGAUUUAUCACAACAGAGGAAUCUCAAUAAUAAUCAUCAGCUAUAGCAUUGGUGUUGCUAGUUGAAACAAAUCGUAAUGAAAACAAUAAAAAUAUUAGAUAAGUCAUUAUAAAAGUGUAUAAUCAUAGAAGAAUGUUAAGAUAACGAUGUUGCUAUUCUUUCUCUUUGCUUUUGUUUUUAUAUUCAUUCUUAGGCACUUCUCUUUAUUCAAAAAUUGUACAAGUCACCAUAGUUAGGCACUUAUCGCCCAAUCACAGCUUACUAAACAUUAAGUCGUCUACAGUCCUCUCCUCAGUGAAUUAAAUCAAAUCAGUCCUCAGUAUGUCACAUAGCGUGCAGCGACAGCAGCAACAGAUAAAGAUGUGUAAAACGGAGCAGACGAAUGUUAGCGCAAGCAAUGACGUCACCUUUCGAUUUCAUUUGAUAAAGAAACAGAUUUUCCAAAAACAAUAAUGGGGUGGGGGGUUUGUUAUAUCGAGGGAAAGAUGUAGACAGUUUGUUAAGCAGAGGUUAAAUUCGCUAUGUAGAGGUUCUGACAAUGAUAAAUUCGUUAUAUUGAGGUGUCUUAUUUUAGCCGAAAUCACAAAAAAUUUGUUAAAUCAAAGUCGUUGUUAUGGUUUGUUUGUUAUGUAGAGGUAAAAUAUACAUUGUGUCUUAUGGAGAGUUCUAGGGGAUUAAAAAAAAAUUUGUUAUAUCAAGGAAUUCGUUAUAUCGAGGUUCGUUAUAUCAAGGUUAGACUGUACUUAAUUUAGUUUUCGGAGGAAAGAACACUUGGCUUAGGAAUACAUUAAAGAAGAAGGAAUGGAUACAAAACUGGAUAGAUUGGAUCAACUGGAUGGAUACAAGACUGCCUUUGUAUUACUUCCUUCUGAGGAAGUCUGUUGUAGGGGCUAAAUAUCAAAUUAAUUGUGUUAUAAAAUUUCUUCUGCGGUUAACUGCGUGGAACGCUUUUCUUGGAUAGGUUAGUGGUGUAUUCAUUCCUUCUUCCUUAAUUUAUAUACAUCCUUACUUUAUUUUUCCAUCAUUCCAAUAAGUGUUGCUAAAUAAAUCUUGCUAAAUAUUAGGUAAACUACAGGUGUGCGAUGCAUAAAAAAUCAUCCAAAUUGUGAUUUGAUACAAGGAAUCUUCCAUUCUGUCAGAUCAGUUCUGAUUUUGUUGUGAAGUUGUAAAAAGAACACAUAUAUUCCAACGAUUCCGAUUCCUGGUGUAAACAUACAGGGUGACCAACUUACCUGUGCCACCAUUGGUGUCUCCGAAACUAUUACAGUUACAGUAGAGAAAACAUUAAAUGGAGAACUUCAAUAAUUUUUUAAGACAUUAAAAAACAUGAAUUAUUCCACUUUUUCAAAAAUUACCACCAUUGGAAGCUAACUUUGAAAUUCUUAUGAAACACCCUAUAUUUUAUGAUGGUUUUAGAAUGUAAACAUGAUUUAAAAACUUUUUUCUUGAAAGUUUCUUUCUAAAGUGUGUAUGAUAUUGCAGUGUGUUAAACUUAAAAAGAAAAAAAAAUACUUGUGGUGUACAUUCUGCAUCCUGCAGCUCAUUACAAGUAAGUUUGGAUAGGAAAUGCCAAGAAUAAAUAAAUAAGUCUUAAAAUUGCAUCUAGAUUCCAAAAAGAUCACAAAAUACAUUAACAAUUUAAAUUCCCUUGUUUUAUAAAUGGCUGCCAUCUUCCUAUAUGGCGACUAACUUUAAAAUUGUAAAACUCUUUAUUUUAUGGUAUAAUCUACAAAAACAAGAUAAGUUUUGGUCCAUUAUUUAUACAAACUUUUAAAAUACCACCAGCAUAUAAAGUAAAAUAGGUAAACUAAUAUUAUGCUCGAUUUUAGCGUUGGAUUUUAUGUUGUAACCUGUUUUAUCAAGUAGCCUUAAUUUUAGUAUUAUUAGAUCUAAUUCACUCAAAUUUUCACUACUCAAGGGUUUUGAUUGUAAAAACAAUGCAACAUGAGUGAAUCUAUUUUUUUCUUAGACAGUCAAAACCCAAUUUGUCAUGGACAAAAAUCGUAUAAUAAUAAUGCAAAGAUCUUAUUUUACUUCCAUGAAUAGGUGUUAAAAUCUUUAUGUUGUGAUUUGGCGCUGGAAUACUUUGUGGAACCUAUUAUGUGAUUAUACCUAUUAUUUGUUUUCUCCUGAUUCAAUACCUUGUAUCUAUUAAUGAACAAAUAUUUGUAAUUAUAUACGUAUACAAGGUUUUUGUUAGAUAUUAAAACUCAUAUUUCAUAUUUUAAAUCAUACCUUUACAGGAAUUUCAGUGAAUUUAUUACUGUUUUCUACCUCAUUAAAAAGUGAUUAAUUCACCCUCCCUGUACUGUAUGUGUUACACAUCAUCCUAUCAAAUGUUCAUAUUAUCUACCAGUAUGUUUUGUUUGAUUAUAAUCAACAGUCUAUCAUUUCACACAUAAGACUUUCAUUAAAACCACUUGUGAUAUUCAUUAUAUGUAAAAGUUAAUUUAGUUUUUAUGUGAAUCUUUCAAAUGUAAACAACAUGUUUUUUACAUGUUUCAUAUCGGAUGGAUUUAUUUACAUUAUCCUUUACUUUCCGAGGUAAAAUUGUACAAAGUAAUUUUUACGGUUGUAUAUAUUUGGAUUUAACAACCUCUGUACAGUAAUGGGACAUGUCAUCUUUCUACGAUAAUUAUUUUAUAUAACAUUGUACUUGUGUAUUGUAUGUAGUUUGUAAUGUCAGAUUUUAAUCCACCCUGUCAGUUGAUUGUUUGUAUGGCCGA